AUGUUGAAAUCAGAGGUGACUAGAGUUUCUGGUCCGACGACAUCAUCACGUCGUCGUUCAUCAUCAAAUUCACCUCGUUAUGAAAAGUCAUCUAAACGGUAUCGUCGAACGCCAACUCCAUCAUCAGAAUCAAAUGAUGACGAUGAUGAUUAUGAUGAUGAACAUGAAGACAAACGAAAGAACGAUGAUGAAGAAGAAGGUGAAGUACGAUCAAAAACAACUUCAAAUGCUCCUCCAAAACAAACAACACCUGCUGCACCACCACGUACUGGAGGUCUUUAUAUGCCACCAGCUAAACUUCGCCUCUUACAAGCAUCAUUAACUGAUAAAUCAACACCUGAAUAUCAACGUAUAGCUUGGGAGGCUUUAAAAAAAACUAUUAAUGGUCGAGUCAAUAAAGUUAAUACAUCAAAUUUAGCAUUAAUCAUUCGUGAAUUAUUUAAAGAUAAUAUUGUUCGUGGUCGUGGUCUACUAGCUCGUGGUAUUAUUCAAGCACAAUUAGCAUCACCAUUUUAUACAUCGGUUUAUGCUGCAUUAGUUUCUGUUCUUAAUACGAAAUUUCCACAAAUUGGUGAAUUAAUUGCUAAACGUCUUAUAUCAUCAUUUCGUCGAACAUAUCAACGAAAUGAUAAAAGUAAUUGUUUAGCUGCAACAAAAUUUAUUGCACAUCUUGUUAAUCAAAAUAUUUUACAUGAAAUAGUUGCAUUACAAAUACUUGUACUUUUACUUGAAAAUCCAUCUGAUGAUAGUGUUGAAUUAGCUAUUGGAUUUUUAAAAGAAUGUGGACAAAAAUUAUUACAAGUUAGUCCACGUGGAUUAGAUUCAGUAUUUUCAACAUUAAGAAAUUUACUUCAUGAAUCAUCAUUAGAUAAACGUACACAAUAUAUGAUUGAAGUUUUAUUUGCUGUACGAAAAGAUCAAUUUAAAGCUAAUCCAGCUAUUCCACCAGGUCUUGAUUUAGUUGAUGAAAAUGAUCAAUAUACACAUAUGCUUACAUUGGAGGAUCCAUGUGAACCUGAACCAAUGCUUGAUGUAUUUAAACAUGAUCCAGAAUAUGAAGAAAAUGAAAGAAAAUAUAAAGAAAUUCGAAAAACAAUUCUUGAUGAAAGUAGUGAUGAUGACGAUGCAUCAAGUUCUGGUUCAUCUGAUAGUGAUGAAGAAAAUGAUGGAAAAAAAGAUGAUGUUGAUGAAGAAGAACAGGAAGGUGGUCAAGUUGCAAAAGAGAAACAAGAAACAAUUAUUGAUCAAACUGAAACAAAUUUAGUAACACUUCGUCGUACAAUAUAUUUAACAAUUCAAUCAAGUAUUGGUGCUGAAGAAUGUGCGCAUAAAUUACUUAAAAUGAAUUUACGUCCUGGACAAGAAAUGGAAUUAUGCCAAAUGAUUCUUGAUAGUUGUGCACAACAACGAACAUAUGAACGUUUUUUUGGUUUACUUGCUCAACGUUUUUGUUUAUUAAAAAAGGAAUAUAUUGAAUGUUUUGAAAAAGUUUUUCAAGAUCAAUAUGAAAUCGUUCAUCGUCUUGAAAAUGUUAAAUUAAGAAAUGUUGCAAAAUUUUUUGCACAUUUACUUGUUACAGAUGCCAUUUCAUGGGGUGUACUUCGUUGCAUUCGUUUAACUGAAGAAGAUACAACAUCAUCAUCACGUGUUUAUAUAAAAAAUUUAUUUUUAGAAUUAUCUGAAUUUCUUGGUUUAACUAAACUCAAUAAUCGUUUAACAGAUCCAACAUUAGCAGAAUAUUUUGAAGGUCUGCUUCCUCGUGAUAAUCCAAAAAACACUCGAUUUUCAAUAAAUUUUUUUACAUCAAUUGGUCUUGGUGGAUUAACAGAUGAAUUACGAGAAUUUUUAAGAACAAAUCCAAUACCAGCUCCACCUGUACAAACAGCAAUGCCUAUUAAAACUGAAACAAAAGAUGACGAAGAUGAUCAUAAAGAUUAUGAUCGUAUUCAAUCUCGUGCUCAUGAACUUCAACUAGAACAACAAAAAGCAAAAAAACAGCAAGAAGAUAAAAAUAUAAAGAAGAAGAAGAAGAAGAAAACUAAACGUUCAACAUCUACAUCAUCAUCUUCAUCAACAUCAUCAAGAUCAUCAUCUUCAGCUUCUCGAUCACCACCACCACCACCACCACCGCGUUCAUCAUCAUCAUCUCGUAAUCAUCGUGAAGAGCGUCAUGGACAUGAUAACAAUGGCAAAGGUGAACGACAACAACGAGAUCGACGAUAUGAAAGUCGAGAAAAACACCCAUCUCCUGAUCGACAUCGUCAUCAUCAUAAAUCAUCAAAACGUUAA
Molecule: messenger RNA, 2289 nt
Organism: Rotaria sp. Silwood2
Lineage: Eukaryota; Metazoa; Rotifera; Eurotatoria; Philodinida; Philodinidae
Source: the annotation of a GenBank genome assembly